This is a messenger RNA of Oryza sativa Japonica Group (Japanese rice), 1184 nucleotides long. Its product is annotated as F-box protein SKIP31. Gene Ontology annotation, molecular function: protein binding. The record is from RefSeq and is a predicted model, not a curated record. Gene Ontology annotation, cellular component: SCF ubiquitin ligase complex. Gene Ontology annotation, biological process: SCF-dependent proteasomal ubiquitin-dependent protein catabolic process. Lineage: Eukaryota; Viridiplantae; Streptophyta; Magnoliopsida; Poales; Poaceae.
AUAGUACAUGUAGCUCUUAAAAUUUUGUUGCAAUCGCACGUGCAGUAGGCUAGUACCAGCAAAGCAAUACGGUGCGCAUCACAGCACAGCACAGGGCAAGGGACCGCAGAGGCGCAAACCGUUUGCUUCUAACUACCGCGGGGCCAACGAACUUUUCCUCUCCUUCCCGCAUCCUCUCCACCUCUCGUCCUCCCCCUCCCCUCCGCUCAUCGUGCCCUGCUCCGCUGAGCACGCCGCAGCUCCGGAUCUGUGGAGCCGGGGAUCAGGCAGGCGGAAGCGAGGUCGUGUCUUGGCACUUCUGUGGCUGGUUCUUUCGUAGCUCUAGAGAAUUUUGGUGGAUAGAGCGCCUCGAUCGGAGAAUUCGGGGGGGACGAGAUGGAUGGUCUGCCUGCGGAGCUGUGCAUCAAGAUCUUCCACCUCCUGGAUCACCAAUCUCUCGCCUCUGCUCCCCAAGUGUGCAGGAAGUGGAACACGUUGACCUCCGACGACGAGCUGUGGCGCAGGCUGUUCAAGGACAGGUGGGGAGCGGAUGCUGCAGCGUUCUACGCGCCAGAGGGCUCCAGGUCAUGGAAGGACGUCUUCAUUGUGCAGGAUCGAUGCGACCGAUAUGGGCUGUAAGUUGCCAUCGAAUUCACUCGCCUAUCAUCCCGCUCGAGCUGUACUUCUUAUCUUGGCAUGCCUACUGUCACGGUGUCCCCUGAUAUUCAGACGUGGCACACAUUCUGUAGUACACUGCAACAAUGUCACUCUGAAGUACUCCUAUAUGAACUCUGAAUACUGUAAGUUACGCCUCAUUGAUCUUUCCAGGGGUGUCAGGAUUAUCAGAGAAGGAAGCGAUUACUACCUGAUUUACCAGGGUGAGAUCCAGAGGUACUUGGGGUCGAGACAGCAUGUGAGCUGCGAUAGCAAGGACGCUCCUGCGCAGAGUAGCGAGGACGAGCAGCGGCAGAUAUCCGAUCGGAUCUUGUUCUUCCUUGGAGACCUGGAGGCUGCAUGCGCAGAUGCCAAACGUGUGAAGGUGCGACGACCGUGAUAUCCAGGAACAGCGCUGUAUGACAUUGUAGUUGUUAUUUUUGCACAUAUUUCGUGCACAUAUGUUGUAUGUAAAAUCUUCAAUCCAUUAUCCGUAGCGUUUCACAUUCAUCUUAUGUAUUUCCUCAUUUUAAAAGUAAAAAGUUUGUAAA